GUUACAAAUGAUGUUUUGGGUCUUUGCAGUGGUACUGCAGAACAUCACUGCCAUCAUCUUUGUCCUUCAGGAAAGUAUGAUUGCGUAAGUCAUGACCAUACUGAUAACCAUGGUUGCAUUUGUUAUCCGGCGGACUACUGUGACAAUACAGAUUACCCUUGUUCACCCUUACACUGUCCGCAUAAUGAACUGACAAGAUGUAACGGACAUAACAAAUGUGAGUGCUAUUGCAGCCAGGACAGUCAUUGUGAGAACUGUCCAGAGCAGGGCUUCUGUAUAAACGAACAAUGUGUCUGUGAAUCUAAUAACUAUUGCCCUGGAGGAAAUCAAUAUUAUUGUCUCAAAAAUUUCCACUGCCAGCAUAGCGAACAGAAGAGGUGCAAUUCGAAUGACAGAUGCGAGUGUUUUUGCAAUCAAGACAGUGAAUGUAAAAACUGUCCUGAGAAAGGAUUUUGUGUUGAUGGUCAAUGUGUUUGCGAGAGUCAUGAUUACUGUGCAAAAGGAAAUCAUUUAUACUGUAUGUAUCUAGAUGCAACAUGUAUCACGGGAUUUACAGCCAAGUGUAAUGGCUCUAAUCAUUGCUACUGUGCGUAUGUCCCUGAUACCUGCUCUGGACACGAUGUCAGUAAAUGUUAUCAUCUGAAAUGUAGACCAGGAGAGAAGAAAUUCUGUGAAGGUAGAACCUGUACAUGCAAACCAUUGGACUAUUGCAAAAAAGGCGAUACUGAUUGUGGACACAAAACUUGCGAUGGUACCUUGGGGGAAGUGACUUUAUGCGGGACCAAUAACACCUGCCAAUGUCUAGCUAUUCCAGAUUUCUGUGGAGGCAGGGACACAUCCUCCUGUACACACCUAACGUGCAAUCAGUACCAGGUGAAGGUCUGUGACAACGGAAUGUGUAAAUGUCAACUGAAUCCAUCCUGUGAUUCAAACCAAGGAUUGAAUCACACUUGUACUAGUGCCAACACUGUAUUAGAAGAAAAGGAUUCAAAUGGGUCUAAAAUAUAUAAAAACUGUUCGGAUGAUAUCCACCUUUUUCCUAUUUGUUUAGACGGGCGAUGUCAGUGCAUAUUUUGGAAGUUUCUCUUGCCUUUUUAUGUCUAA
Saccostrea cuccullata (small rock oyster) is the source of this 1104-nucleotide messenger RNA. Its product is annotated as tenascin-like. The record is from RefSeq and is a predicted model, not a curated record. NCBI's taxonomy places the organism in Eukaryota, Metazoa, Mollusca, Bivalvia, Ostreida, Ostreidae. The transcript is spliced from 4 exons. The annotation marks the transcript as partial.